AUGCAGUCACAGGUUGGGGAGGACGAUAGCCUCUUGGUGGAGGCUACGCCAUCAUCUCAAGUUGCUGAAAUUUCCCAAGGCGACGCUGCUGAAAAGCAGGAACCACAGCAGGACCAGCAACCACAGCCGUCAGAGCAACCCGAGUCAAAUGAGGUUGUUAGUGAUGAGCCGACAACGUUAUCCUCGGCAGACCUCACACAGAUAUGGCAGUGGAACAGCACUCUGCCCCCUACAAUAACGGAAUGCACACACCAGACCAUCUCCGCGCGCGCUCGCGAGAAUCCUGAGAAAAUUGCCGUCCAGUCAUGGGAGGGCCAUUUGGCGUACGGAGAGGUGGAGACCUAUUCGACUCGUCUCGCACUGAGGCUCUGUCACUUUGGCGUCAGCGUAGGGACUCGUGUUCCUCUACUCUUUGAAAAGUCCAUGUGGACGGUUGUUGGCGUGUUAGCCAUCAUGAAGGCGGGCGGCACCUUCAUCCUCACAGACCCUAGUCAGCCAGAGGCUAGAUUGCGUACCAUUGCGGAGGAAUCUACGGCCCAGUUCAUCUUGACCUCCAAGAGACAGGAAGAGCUUGGCCGUCGCGUUGCACCUACCGCGGAGCUCUUUGUGGUUCCAAGCGACGACAUUUACCGGAACCAAGCCGCUUUGUCAUCUAUCCACCCGUCCCCGGCCUUGAUUCCCGAUACCAACUCCAAUUUUCCGGAAGACACGCCUGCCGAGCUCCACGACCUACCGGUGGCCGUUUCUUCAUCUCACACACCGCCCCUCUCAUCCCACCAACCGUCCCCUUCAUCGUCCUCCAAAAAUGAAGGCCUCGAAGCCGUGGACGAGAAUCUACAGUCCUUAGACACGACGCCUCCCCAAGAAGCCGCCACGGCGGAGGACCUUGUUCAACCUACCUCUCACACUUCUACUCUCCCUCAACUUGUAACUACCCUGGACGAUGUUGCGACUACGGGUCUGGGAAUUCACUUGCCGGAGCCUCAGCCCGCCGUACAGGAUGGGGGAUCGGACUCACCACAGCAUGCCCCGCUCUCUCCCGUCCCCAACGUGGCUCCUAGGCUUCUGCCCAGUCCUCCUCCAUCUAUCACUGAUAGCUGUACCGUACCGAUCGUGGAUAACGCCCAAGUUUCUCUCCCCGAGGUACCCCCUAGCAGCCCAAUGUACAUCAUUUUCACCUCGGGCAGCACGGGUAAGCCAAAGGGUGUUAUCAUCUCUCACGAGAACUAUGCGAGCGGUGCCGUGCCCAGAGCUGACGCUGUCGGCUACCGCCCUCAUUCUAUUGUAUUUGAUUUUGCCUCCUACGCAUUCGACGUCAGUAUCGACUGCAUGUUGUGCACACUGGCAAAUGGCGGAUGCCUUUCCGUGCCGUCCGAUGCCGAUAGGAUGAACGAUCUCAGCGGUGCCAUCCGAAAGAGCGGAGCGAACAUGGCCCACAUGACUCCUUCCGUAGCCCGUGUCCUCGACUCGGAUAUUAUCCCUUCGUUGGAGGUCCUUGGCCUCGGAGGUGAAGCCGUCUCCGCUAGCGAUGCUGCAACAUGGGGCAAGGACACUAGCGUUGUUAUUGCCUACGGCCCCUCCGAAUGCACUGUCGGUUGUACCGUCAAUAACAAUGUCCAGGUAUCUACCAACAUCGGCUACGGUGUUGGCGGCCUGACCUGGGUCGUGGACCCGGAGGACCACAACAAGCUCGUUGGCGUUGGCGAGGUUGGCGAGCUCCUCGUCGAGGGCCCCGUUGUUGGUGUCGGAUACCUUAAUGACCCUGGGAAAACGUCCGAGGUGUUCAUCAGCGACCCAACAUGGCUUCUCCAGGGUCACGGGGACUUCGAGGGUAGGCAGGGCCGUUUGUACAAGACUGGUGAUCUUGUCAAGUACGACUCGAACGGAACCGGUUCUAUCGCCUUCGUCGGCCGCAAGGAUCAGCAGGUUAAGCUCCGCGGUCAGCGUGUUGAGCUGUCGGAGGUAGAGCACCACUUGCGCAGGCAUCUCCAACAACACGCCCAAAUUGUUGCUGAAGUCAUUUACCCAAGCGGCGGAGAGCCCACUCUUGUGGCCUUCUUGGUAGAGAGCAAGGCCUCUUCCCACACACAGGAUCCCGAAUUCACGGAAUUCUCGGAGGAGGUUUCUACCGCCAUUUCUGAUGCUGAGAUAGAAUUGGAGAAGGAGAUCCCACGUUACAUGAUCCCCUCUACCUUUGUGCCUCUCACUCUUGUGCCUACCCUCGUCUCCGGCAAGACCAACAGGAAGAAGAUUAAGGAAAUUGGGCAAUCCAUGUCCCGUGAACAGCUCGCGAGCAUGAAGCGCCUCCGAAAAUCAAUCGAAAAGCCUCAGACCGAGAUGGAAAUAGCCCUGCAUGGGCUCUGGGUCAAGGUGCUUGGGACCGACGCGGAGAUUGGCCUGCAAGACAGCUUCCUCGCCCUUGGUGGCGACUCUUUGAGGGCAAUGAAGCUGGCUUCGGUUGCCCGAGAAGAGAACUUCGAGCUAACCGUGGACGCGGAUGCCUCGGCACCCGCGGCCCCCUUCUCCAUGAUUGAGAACUGGGAACCGGCUGAGGCCAAGGCUGUUGCCGCCGACAUGUGCGGCGUCUCGGUCGAGGACAUUGAGGAUAUCUACCCCUGUACACCUCUCCAAGAGGCGCUCAUGGCUCUGUCCGCGAAGGUCAGGGAGGCUUAUGUUGCGCAGCGAGUAGUGAAGCUUGAUAGCUUGGACAUGGCUACCAAGUUAGAGGGUGCCUUCAACACCGCUACUCAAGAUUGUGCCAUCUUGAGGACCAGGAUCAUCCAGGUCCCCGAGCACGGCCUAGUCCAGGUCCUUCUCAACAAGGGAAUUGAGUGGUAUCGUGGCAGCGAUGCCAACGAGUAUCUCGUCCAAGACCGAGAUGAGGCCAUGGGGCUUGGUAAGGCGCUCGUGCGAUACGCGAUGAUUUACGAUGAGGCCGCUGGCACACACGAGUUCGUCCUAACUAUGCACCACGCCUUGUAUGAUGGUUGGUCCAUGCCCCUGGUUGUUGAUCGCAUCAACCGCGCUUACAAGGACGAGCCUGCGAGCGCCUCACCUCACUUCCGCGAGUUUAUCAAGUACCUCAAGGACCUUGACCGUGAAGGUGGCGAGCGCUACUGGAGAGAGAAGCUCGAGGGAGCCACUGGCCCGCAAUUCCCCAUGCUUCCUUGGCCUUCAUACCAGCCCCAAGCCGAGUCCCUUCUUGAGCACUACGUCCCUAUUGACCGACAUGCUAACUGCACGGCAACGGUUGCGACGGUACUCAGGGGUGCUUGGGCUCUUGUUGCAUCCGAGUAUACGGCUUCCCGGGACGUCGUCUUUGGUGAGACCUUGACGGGCCGAAAUGCACCUAUUGCCGGAGCCGAGUUAAUUGAAGGCCCCAUGAUCACCACGGUUCCCAUCCGCGUUCACGUGGAUUUGAACGAGUCUGUGGGCGAGUACUUGGACAGUAUUCAGAGCAACACCGCCCAGCAGAUCCCCCACGAGCAUAUUGGACUGCAGCAUAUCCGCCGCUUAAGUCCCGAUGCCCUCCAAGCCUGCGAGCUCCGAACCGGCAUCGUUCUGCACCCCACGGCGGACCCCGACCAGAUCAACCCUGAUGCGGACCUCCCUGCCAGCCGGCUGGUACCCGCCGGUGACGAAGAGGCAGCACAGGAGGCUCUCAAGUUUAAUACAUACGCCCUUAUGCUCGUUUGCUCUCUUGACCCCAAGGGGUUCUUGAUCAUGGCAAGCUUUGACUCCAAGACUGUUGACGUCAAGACCAUGGACAAGGCUCUCCAUCAGCUUGGUCACGUCGUUCAACAGCUCUGCCAGGAACCGGAAAAGGCCCUUGGCGACAUCGAAUUCUUGGCCGACAGGGAGUUCCCGGGCGCCAACGCCAUCUGGGUCGUCGAUCUUGCUAACCCUGACCGCUUGGUUCCCCGCGGCGCCCUCGGAGAGCUCGUUGUGCAAACCACCAAGGAGCUUUCCCUUGAGCGGCUGGAAGCACCCGAGUGGGCCAAGACCCAGCAGCUUCCUGAGGUGACGCAGAACCUCUACAAGACUGGACGACUUGCGUCAUUUACUUCAGAAGGAACCCUUCAACUCAAGGGACUCAAGAGCCAACUCCCUUCCAACCACGUCGUUGCCAAGGCACGUUCCAAGACGGUUUCGGCGACCUCGAGUAAGCAAAAGGCUCUCAGGACACUCUGGUCGCGCGUUCUCCAGAUGGAGGAGGAGAGUAUCAGUCUAGGCGACAGCUUCUUCCAGCUCGGCGGCGACUCUAUCUCGGCGAUGAAGCUUGUCUCGGAGGCUAGAAAUGCUGGCUGGACGCUCACGGUGGCAAAGGUUUUCCAGAACCGAACGUUGUAUGACAUGGCCAAGGUUCUCGAGGAGCUCGAUUCCAAGCCCGUGAUGAACGAAGUCGCGAAACCCUUCUCCCUCGUGGAGGGGUUCAAUGCGGAUAACUCGGCUGCGGUCCUGGUCAACUCCCUAGAAAACCCGAGGUGGAAGGUGGUUGACGUGCUGCCCGUGCGGCCUCUGCAAGCCGUUGCCAUUGACGGCACUAUUCGCAUCCCCGCUUCUCGGCGCGAACUCGUAACCAUGAACGAGAUCUUGCGCACUGUUUUCGUGAAGCACCAGGAAGAAUACCUUGGUGUCGUGCUCGAGGAUCUCCCCACCCCUGUUGUCCAGUACCAUAUCGACCAAGGCCUCGAAGGCUUCACACGCAACCUUUGCGAUCUCGAUGUCCAGACCAGCAUGCCUCUAGGUUCCGCAUUCGUCAAGUGGUUCCAUGUGCAGGAGGUUGGCGGUAGGAGCUGCCUAAUCUUCCGAAUCUCCCACUCGCAGUAUGAUGAGAUCUGCCUGCCUCUGUUGUUGAAGCAGCUUUCCGCCAUCUACGAGAAGCGGACGGUACCCACUAGUCUCCCCUUCUCGUCGUACGUGCAACACGUCGUCCGGCGAAGCAUCCCCGAGUCAAUCGGAUACUGGAAGGAGCUCCUCGAGGGCUCUUCCAUGACCAUGUUCCGGCCCGACAUUCCCGUCACAAAUGCAGACCACUAUGCCAUUGAGAGGACCUUUGAUAUUUCGGCCCGCUCGAUGGAUACCACAGUCGCAACCAUCCCCACCGCGGUGUGGGCCCUCACUCUUGCCCGCCGCGCCAAGCUUGCCGAUGUCACUUUCGGAGAGGUUGUGAGCGGUCGUAACAUUGAUUUCCACCACGCCAACACCGUCAUGGGCCCUUGCUGGCAGUACGCGCCUGUGCGUGUCAAGUUUGACCCGAGCUGGACCGGAGCCGACCUCCUCCUCCACGUGCAGGACCAGCAUAUUGCAGGCUCCGCGUUCGAAGCCAUGGGUCUGCCCGAAAUCGUCAAGAACUGCACAAACUGGCCAAGUGAUAUCACCUGGUACGACACGGUGGUGCACCAGGAUGUGGAUCACGUGACAGAGCUCCCAUUCGAGGAGACGACGUGCCAAAUGGAGACGUAUUAUGCUCAAGCUGAACCUCUCCGCGAAUGGAAGAUCCAGGCGUUUGUCAAGGGUGACGAGCUGACGAUUGAGAUUGUGACGGUCGAGUCCUGGAGGGAUGUCGCCCAUGAACUUCUCGGAGAGAUUGGCGAUGUGUUGAAGGAGUUGCUCUAUAAGCCGGACCAGCUUCCGACUAUACCGAUUUUAUACAAGAUGUCCGACUCGGAGAUGGGUGCAACCGGGGACUCGGGCGAUGCUCCUUCGAUCGAUUUGAUGAAGUGGCACAACCAACCCAACUGGGUUGGGAACGUUAGGCCCGCUUUGCCGUCGAAAAACACCGCCGCCUCAAACAAUAUCGCGUCAUCUACGGAGGCCUUCACCUCUGCAAAUAGUAGCGCUGCCAUCCCGAUAUGGUUCGCCAAGUACUUGCAGGAGCUGCGGGAAAACAAGCGGCCCGGUCAAACAGUGAACACGGUGCAAGAGAUUCCACCUUUUGCACAUGCGCCCGGGAAGCUCGGGCAACAGAAACGCGUUGAUAUACCCCCAAAAGUGACAUCCACCGCCCAACCCAGCCAGGAAACUCCGGCCGUUCCCGCGCCGACGGGUUUGCCAAGAUCGACGCCUCUGCCGCGGCUGGCCCCGAUCCAGCCAGCGCCACCAACCAUUACAUUACAGGAACUUGCCCCGGUGGUCUCUGGCACGCCCCAAGAUUUACUCGGCGUCCGAGAUGCCAGGGUCGUCACGUCUGCGUUCUCGGCCGGAUUCGAGCACGGCCUCACGAAUGCCGUGGAGCGGGUUUUCUCGUUUCUCGUCGAAGUGGCUGAAGCCCAGAGUACGAUUAACCCGACGUCCCUGAAGGAAGUGCUCUGCUUGUCGGAUGGAGACGCGGCGGACGCGAGCAAGAGUUCCGAAGUGCCUGGUCGCUGGGCCUCGGCGGUGAAGUCUUGCCUGAGGGAUCGAGGAGACGAGUUCGUGCGGAGCAACCAGAUCCCACUGAUUCAUCUGAAACAGGUGGUGACUAACAAUCCAGAUUUCCGAGAAUGCCAGCGUACCCCUGCCGAGGAGCCCGUCGCGAAACCAAAGGGCCGGAAGACUGCUGCUGCCCCUCGGAGGAAACGUGCCGCGGACACCACGGCGGAACCUAGUCGUGGAAAAGGUUCACGAGGCGGGAAACGCGCCAGGACGGGUGGGAGGGCAGCGAAAACGGCCGCGGGCAAGGGCAAGGGUAAGGGCGGCGCAAGUGCACGUGGUGGUGGUUCCGCCAAUGCGGCUGCCACGGAGACAGUAGAUGAAGUGCCUGAGCCAGCACCAGCUCCCAUCGCUAGCUCUCCCAUCGUCGAUCCCAGCGUUCCGGCCUCCAGCCUGGACGACUCCCUUCUCAACAGCGGCAUGCCCCAGUUUACCCAAGUCCCACCUUAUCCCAACUCCGGUCAAGACCAACAGGUUGAACAGGCCGGUGGCUCGAUUAACGAUUGGCUCUCCAAUUCCAGCACGCAAGCACCACCCGGGCUCCCACUCGGCCAGGAUCCAUCGGUCAUAGCACAGGGCCCUCAUGGAAUGAACGCGGCCGACAUGCAGCUCGACGCAAACAACGCCCCUCUUUCAUUUCGCUGGCGGCGGCUGAGCAGCAGAGAGGAACCGAGGCUCAGUAGGAAGCGCCUCAAGUCUCUCACGGAAUGCCAAGCGCCGUCACCGGACCCCCAGAGGCGGAGUGGAAUCGAGGGGAUGAGCGACGUGGUGAAUGAUAUGCUCACGGGCUUUACCGACGUGCUCGGCGCGGACCACUAUCUCUUGCGCGACCUGAUGGGCAACGGUGAUUUGCAGGCCCCGCCAAAUAGCUCGUUCAACUCGACGCUCGCCGAGAUUGAGGAGCUCGGGGAGAUUGAUUUGACAGGCGUUGAUUUUACGCGGCUCCCGUCUCCUGGUACGCUUGAGAACAUGUUGGUGGAGGAUGGGCUGCCGGGGGAUGAUCGCAUGGUUGUGGAUUUCAUCAAUAGUAUCCGUGAGUGA
Messenger RNA from Parascedosporium putredinis, 7455 nucleotides. The record is from the annotation of a GenBank genome assembly. Lineage: Eukaryota; Fungi; Ascomycota; Sordariomycetes; Microascales; Microascaceae.